Messenger RNA from Xenia sp. Carnegie-2017, 2516 nucleotides. RefSeq lists its product as uncharacterized. Gene Ontology annotation, cellular component: centriole; cytoplasm; pericentriolar material. NCBI's taxonomy places the organism in Eukaryota, Metazoa, Cnidaria, Anthozoa, Malacalcyonacea, Xeniidae. The coding region runs from base 336 to 2516 and encodes 726 amino acids. Gene Ontology annotation, molecular function: protein kinase binding. The record is from RefSeq and is a predicted model, not a curated record. Gene Ontology annotation, biological process: centriole replication; centrosome-templated microtubule nucleation; mitotic spindle assembly. The transcript has 7 exons.
AUUGCCUCAGAAAAAUCUGAUAUUGCUAUUGUUAAACCUAACUUGACUUCAAGACUAUCAGAGAAAUUUUUUGCUCCAAGUCAAACUCCUGAAAAUGGCAAGCAUCUUGUUGAUGAGUACUGCGAAAAGCUUGACCGAAGUCCAUGGUCAUUUAGUGGUGAUAGCUUGAUGUUACAAACACCAAGAGCACACCCUGACGUCUCCAAUGUAUUAUCAAAGACUAGUGAUGGUAAAAUCUGCUUUGAAAGCAACGAGACAAAACCAUCAUCUUCGUCUACACCAAUUGAUUCCACCAGUUUGCUGAAGAGACAGACUUUCUUGGUAAGGAGACAGACAUGUUUGGCAGCGACACAAAGCAGCCAUCAUAUACGGGUUCAACAUUUGAUGAAAAACCAUUGUCAAAGAAGAAUGGCAACUGGAGUGUUGGUUGUGAAGCUCGUAAUCCCUUUGAUGGCAGUCUUUAUGAGUUUCAGGGCCCACUUGAUGGGAAAACUGUUUGGGAAGAAAGUGGUGCUCUUUUUGGAAAUGAUUUUGAAGCGGGCGAAUUCAUGUCUUCGGAGGAUGCUGCUAAGCUUCUCGAUGAAGAUCAGAAAAAGUUCGAAGAAAGUCAUCAAUUUGAUAAACAGGACGCGAUGAUCGAAGAUGGCAUCUCCUUCACCUCUUACAUUCUACCCAAUGAUCAUGGACGUAGAUCUCUAUCGGUGGUCGGUAUUAACGAUCCUGAUAACAAAGGAGAAGUUAGAAUAUCAUUUGGUGAUUUCUUUGCGGCAAAAACUGAAGAACUGGGACGACUAGGGGAAGAUAAUGGAAACAAGCCAAGGCCUCGUUUUAACGAAACGCAAAGUUUGGCUGUAUCUCCUCCUGUCCAACGACCAAAACCUUUGUAUAGACCUUCGUUGCCUGAAGGCGGCAACAGUGUCAUUACCCCGCAGAACCCCGAUGAAACUAGAGAAAAAACUGGGACACCCGACCAUUCUGAGGAGGGGACACACGAUUUCAUGACGGUUAGGUCAUCGCCUUACGGAGCCGAGGCCGAUGUAAAGAAGAAUGAAGAAGAGCGGGAACAUAACGUUGCCGUGGAAACAUCGAAAACAGGAAAAAUUUUCAUUGAAAAUAAGAAAGAUGAAAAUGCUUCUUCAAAUGUUCAAAAAAGAACCUCAAAACCUCGACGACGACCGUCCACAAAUCAAAAUGCUCAUGUUUCACUUUCAAAAACUUAUGGUGUUGAAUUGAAUAACUCUGCUUUGGCUGCUUUGAAGUUUUGCAAUUCAAGUGAAGGCUCAAAACUUGCCGAAAUGUCCACUAAAGACCUCAAAUCUCUUUCGAAAACGUUAGCCAUGGCAAAUGUUGAAGACGAAAAUGAAAUAUACAAGGUUCUUGUUCAAUUUCUUCAAAGUAAAGGAGCUUCUCAAAAUGAUGUUAUCCAAAAGAAGAGGCAACCUUUACCUGAUGUUUCUGAGAUGGACUCAAAUGAUGGAUCAAAAAAUCUUACAGACAAAACAAGAGAUAGUGAUGGUGCACUUGCAUUUUAUCAUAGUGACACUAGCUGUGAAAUAUCUCCGACCGAGCCAAAGUUUCGUAGCAUGUCCUCUAUGUCUUCUCCACCUUUGGAUACGUCAUCACCAAAAAGUAAUGACAAAUCUAUCGAGGAUAACAGUGAAAAACACCCUCCGGAAAUGGCAGUCACUAUAUCCGCAUCGGAUGUUGGGGUUCACUCCAUUUCUAACUCGAACACUUGUGUUGUAUCAAACACGAAAGAGUCAAGCACUGCUCUUCCUAUACCGACUAAACAUUCAGUUCCAACAACAAACUCUGUUAGUCAAGUCACAGUAACAUUAUCUUCCAUCUCAUCGUUUCAAUCAAGGACAGUACCUCCACCAUCAAUUGUAGCGUCAUCAACUCCACCAUUACACAUGGUGAACAUUCACAAUCUUACUCCUCGUAUGGUUGUCGAUGCACCUUUAACCACCUUAACCGGAAGUGUUACUCCACUCACGUUCAAUCAGCAUGGUAUUCCGUCUACAUCCUAUCAACAACUAGCAAAUGGGUAUAAUAACAAUCAGCCGCUAACUUGUAGGACAUCCAAUCAGCCACAUCACUCUAAUGUAUCCUCAACUUUACAAGGAUCUUAUCCCAUCACAAUCCAAGGCUGUCCUUCUCAAAUCAAAAUGCCCCAUCCUUUGGAUAGGAAUCCUCCAGUUGAACCUCGAUAUUUGAUCAAUCCCUCCAUAUCCACAUACAACCAGCAAUUGGGGUACAAUUACCAGCAUUCACAAGAAUUUUAUGGAAGAAGUGGCCGGUCAGUUUCAACAUCGAGUCUGCCAAUAGCCCAAAUGAAUCAGGUGCCAAGCGCUGAAAUGCUUCAAACACAAGGAAAACGAUUAGAUCACAUGAACAGUCAUCCCGCUUUAUUGGGAAUAACCAACGCUAGUGUAACCACAGGAGACAGAAAUCCCACAUUCAUACACAAUUUUCUUCCAACAAGUUAUGGAAUGUCCAUCCCUCUGAAGAUCUGA